AUGAGGAAUCUAAAAGUCUCAUACUUGAACUCGCUUGCAGAUGUCCUCCAAAAGCUCCCAAACGACAAGGACGAGCUCCGUCGGGCAGGUCCUCUGCUCGAAUCAAUCGACGAUUUCCAACAGAGACUGCACAAGAACUUCGAAAAACACCUUGGCAAACAAACCGAUAGUGACUGGUGGAGAAACUUGAAGGACAUACCGGUGAAGGUACAUUAUGAAGUCUUCGUUAAAAAGGAAGUCGAUGAGCUUCGGCGACGGAUCGAUAUACCUCUCAAGGCAAUGAUUAUUAGACUGGGACUGCAGAAUCACGAGAUCACUCGCGAGAUUCAUCGAUCUGCACUAGAUACACAGUCACUUGUUGAAGACUUGAGCGCUGCGGUUGCGGAUCUACCACAGGAGUUUGCGGGGUUGAUGAAACCAACGGAUCAUAGCGAGCGCCAGCAUUUUAUGAUGUUACAGUCUGGCUUAGACCAAUUCAUUCGACGACGUUUUUGCACGGUUCCUCGACUCGCUUGCCUCUGGAUCAAAGACCAGCUCCUGGGCUGGAUGACCUCCUCUCAAACGAAGGGUCACUAUCCAUUGCUUUGGGUGACUGGACCGGCAGGAAGUGGCAAGACACCGCUAGCAACCAAGGCGAUUGAUUCCCUGAAGUCUAGUCAGAGACUGGCCUAUUUCUAUUGUGAUGCGCAAGAUGCUAAUAAGCGAAGCUUCCUCGACAUACUCCGGAAUUGGUGUUGGCAGCUCCUCAGCCAGGACCAAGCUCGAUUGCGUGAAGUGAAGUCUAUCAAAGAUAGACGACAAAUGAUUAGCGGAACGGUUCUUAUAGAAGUCCUGGGUGUCAUACUUUCGAGAGAAAAGGACGUUGUCCUGGUGAUCGAUGACUUUGACGAGUGCGAAACUCAGGAACAAGCCAAGCUUUAUCACAAAUUUUCAACUAUCUCACAGUUAGCCAAGCUUCUGGUGUUUAGCCGGCCACUCCAAGGAAGUGUACGGGCGCUUCAGAAGGCUAUUCCAGAGAAUCUGAUUCGACUUGAAAUUUCCGAGGGCGACACUAAGUCAGAUAUCAAUCAGUUCAUCGAGAGGAGAGUAGCUGACCUAGGCAUCUAUGAUACGUUCAUACUUGCUGAGAUUAUCUCGAUGCUCCAGUCGAAGACAAAUGGCACGUUUCUCUAG
This is a messenger RNA of Penicillium subrubescens, 1173 nucleotides long. RefSeq lists its product as uncharacterized. The transcript is spliced from 3 exons. The coding region runs from base 1 to 1173 and encodes 390 amino acids. NCBI's taxonomy places the organism in Eukaryota, Fungi, Ascomycota, Eurotiomycetes, Eurotiales, Aspergillaceae. The record is from RefSeq and is a predicted model, not a curated record.